GGGUGUGCUAUAAAGAAGCCGGCAAUGCCUUCUCUCCGCCGACUAUAGCACCGCGCCUCGCGACGUGUGCUGCUGUGCGGCCUGUUACGCCGUCUGAGCGCACGCAAUGCCGCCGCCUGUCAAAGGCUGGAGGGACCGUCUCAGCGCAUUGGGGCACAUGUACGAAAAGCACAUCAAAGGCGCCCCGAAAGCGCCGGCCAUCUCACCCAGCGCUGCGGCUCUCCUGUCGGUCGUCUUCACGCUCAUCUACGUGGUGCCCUUCUAUCUGUCCCCUGCAACACGGCCCUCCCCACAGCUUACACGCGAUGCGCCCUCGUCGAUACGCGCUCGAGUGCGAGCGGUUACCUUUUCGAGCGUGCUCAGUGUUGGCCUGACCGUUUUCGUGCUGCAUCAAUACGGUGAUGCAUCGGCACAGGAGAUCCUCAAACUGUUUGGCUUCUGGCCCAUCUCCCUUCUGGACACAGCGAGGACACUACUACUGGUAGCGAUCCUGUUCGCCGGCCCUUUGUUCGAACGUGGCCUUGUAGACGGCGGCUUGAAGGAUUGGAUAAGAGGUAGGCAUGUAUACCAGGUACUUAGCAGCUGGAUAGGCUACAGGAACUAUGUCGUGGGCCCUGUCAGCGAAGAGCUAAUCUGGCGGUCUUUGAUCAUCCCACUCCAUGUGCUCGCUCACUUCUCGGGCAAGCAGAUCAUAUUCCUGACGCCGCUCUACUUCGGCAUCGCGCACAUCCACCACCUGUACGAGUUCCGCUUGACGCAUCCACAAACGCCAUUGCUCCUCGCCGUGCUACGCUCACUCUUCCAAUUCACAUACACAUCCCUGUUUGGGUUCUUCGCCGCCUUCGUCUUCCUCCGCACUGGGAAUGUCUACUCGGCCAUUCUAGCCCAUACCUUUUGCAACUGGAUGGGCCUUCCGCGACUAUAUGGUCGAGUCGGAGUGGAAGCUGGCGAGCCCAUUGGUCCUCCUGUUGCUGGAAAUAAGAAUGAUGACGAUGAUGCUCCUCGCUACCAGUCAAAAGGAAUUAUGUGGACGGCCACGUACUACAUGCUGCUUGUUGCUGGCGCGGUGGGAUUCUAUUGGCAACUAUUUCCAUUGACGGAAAGCAACCAUGCAUUGCCGGUCAUCCUGAGGGAAAAGUGAGCCGCGGACGAGCUUGGUAUUCAAUGUAGAAUAUUUAUACCAAAGUUAGGGUAUCUCUCCAAACCACUUAGUUCGUUCUUUUAAGUACAGC
Molecule: messenger RNA, 1232 nt
Organism: Trematosphaeria pertusa
Lineage: Eukaryota; Fungi; Ascomycota; Dothideomycetes; Pleosporales; Trematosphaeriaceae
Product: Abi-domain-containing protein
Exons: 4
Coding region: 107-1141 (344 amino acids)
Biological process (GO): CAAX-box protein processing
Cellular component (GO): endoplasmic reticulum membrane
Molecular function (GO): metalloendopeptidase activity
Source: RefSeq, a predicted model, not a curated record